AUGCAGCAAGUGGAUUCUAUCAUGCCAUUGUCAAAUAUUACCAAUCUGCACCCCAGGAUCUUUCUUCUCCUUGGCAUUCCAGGAAUGGAAGCCAUACACACAUGGUUAUCAGUGCCUUUCUGCCUUGUUUACCUGGGUGCUCUUUUAGGGAAUUUUUCUAUUCUCUUUAUUGUCAGAAUAGAUUCCAAUCUGCAUGAGCCCAUGUAUUUCUUCCUCUGUAUGCUCUCUGUGACAGAUCUGAUCCUUUCCACGACUGCCAUGCCUAAAAUUCUCAGCAAUUUUUGGUUUCAUGACAGAGAGAUUCAUUUUGAAGCCUGCCUGAUACAGGUUUUUCUCAUUCACUCACUAUGCAGUAUGGCUUCAGGGUUUAUCUUGGCCAUGGCCUUGGACCGCUAUGUAGCUAUCUGCAACCCUCUGAGACACUCCACUAUCCUGACUCACAGUGUCAUCUGGAACUUGGGGAUAGUGAUUGUCUUCCGUGGAGUGUUGCUUUUCAGUCCUCAACCAUUUAUGCUUCGCUGGCUUCCCUACUGUAGAACAAAUACCAUCCCUCAUACAUACUGUGAAUUUAUGGCUCUAAUCAAGUUGGCCUGUGCAAAGACCCGGAUUUUCAGAUUAUACAGUCUAACUGCUGCCUUCCUAACAGGUGGUUUAGAUUUCAUAUUGAUCAUAUGCUCCUAUAUUGUCAUCCUUUAUACUGUCUUUCGUCUUCCAUCCAAAGCAGCUCGGCUGAAGACCUUGGGCACAUGUGGAUCACAUGUUUGUGUUAUCUUAGUAGCCUAUACUCCAGCCUUUUUCUCCUUCCUUACUCACAGGUUUGGUCAUAAUGUGGCCCCUCACAUUCAUAUCUUUGUGGCUAAUAUUUACCUCCUUGUUCCCCCCUUAGCAAACCCAAUGAUCUAUGGCAUUAGAACCAAGACAAUCAGAGAACGUUUUCUCCAAAUUUUAACAUCUAAAAAAGCAUAA
Molecule: messenger RNA, 966 nt
Organism: Grammomys surdaster
Lineage: Eukaryota; Metazoa; Chordata; Mammalia; Rodentia; Muridae
Product: olfactory receptor 52D1-like
Exons: 1
Coding region: 1-966 (321 amino acids)
Biological process (GO): G protein-coupled receptor signaling pathway
Cellular component (GO): membrane
Molecular function (GO): G protein-coupled receptor activity; olfactory receptor activity
Source: RefSeq, a predicted model, not a curated record